This is a messenger RNA of Salvia miltiorrhiza (redroot sage), 1587 nucleotides long. Its product is annotated as protein trichome birefringence-like 34. Gene Ontology annotation, molecular function: O-acetyltransferase activity. Gene Ontology annotation, cellular component: Golgi apparatus. The transcript has 5 exons. Lineage: Eukaryota; Viridiplantae; Streptophyta; Magnoliopsida; Lamiales; Lamiaceae. Bases 182 to 1441 code for a protein of 419 amino acids. The record is from RefSeq and is a predicted model, not a curated record.
GAAUCCCACCUUUAUUAGUUGAUGGCCGUAUUUCAACAACAACAAAUUUAGAUGAAUUUAACAAUCCAAUUUGACUUCAACGUAUCGCUCAAUAAUUCAAGAACCUUCAAAUACUAUAUUAUAUACAUAAAGUCAUCGAAAAAUGUGAAUCUCCAAACUUUGCCUAGCUGCAUUAUAAUAGAUGGCGCAGCACAAUGUUUCCUCCUUAAUUAAAGAAAAAAUGAAUCUUGAAAAGCUCCAAAUUAAAUUCAAGUCGCCAUACAUUGCUGCUUUCUUCCUCAUAGCUUUGGUCAGCGCUCUUCUCUAUCUCGACAAUGCUUCCUCGAUUCGAGAUCGAGAAACGGGGAAGGAUCGCGACGAGGGCGAUCCCGUCGCCCUCGUUGCAAACGGGACGAGGUGCGACUUGUUUUCGGGCAAAUGGAUAUACGACGUCGCUUCACGACCGUUGUACGAUGAGGAGAGGUGCAGUUUCAUGCUAGAUGACUAUGCUUGCAAGAAAUAUGGAAGAAAAGAUUUUGAAUAUCAGAAGUGGAGAUGGCAGCCUCAUCAAUGUGAUCUCCCCAGGUUUAACGGCACGGCUCUGCUGGAGAAGAUACGAGGAAAAAGGGUUGUCUUCGUGGGAGAUUCCUUGAACAAGAAUCAAUGGAAUUCGAUGCUCUGCCUAAUCGAAUCUUCUCUCGAUCAAUCAUCGAAUAAAUCUGUGGUUAGAUAUGAUAAUUUGUUCGUGUUCAAGGCAAAUGAAUAUAAUGUGACGAUAGAAUUCUAUUGGUCUCCUUUAUUAAUGGAAUCAAAUUGCGACGAUCCAUACACUCAUUCUAUAAGAGAUCGUAUAGUUAAAAUUACAUCCAUUGAGAAGCAUGCUAAGCAUUGGAACGAUGCAGAUAUACUCAUCUUUGAUGCAUUUAUGUGGUGGCUUGAUCCCACCAUGACCCUACUAUGGGGAUCCUUCGGGAGCCCCGACGCAAUCUACAAAAAGGUGGAAAUGAAGGUCCGUCUCUACGAAAUGGGCCUAACCACUUGGUCGAAUUGGUUGGAAAUCAACAUUAAUCGAACCAAAACAAAGUUGUUCUUCAUGAGCAUCUCACCUUACCACUUCUUCGGUGAGACGUGGGAGGAAAAAAGCUUUUGCUACAACCAAACUAUGCCAAUAUCGAAGGGGUCAUAUUGGGGAAUUAAUACAGAUGUAGAGAUUAUGCACGUCGCAGAAUCUAUCAUUCAAAAGAUGGAGACGAGAGGAUUAAAUAUCACGUAUUUAAAUAUAACGCAACUAUCGGAUUAUAGAAAUGAUGCACAUCCAUCAAUUUAUAGGAAAGCUUUUCUUAAGCUAAGUGAGGAGCAACUAUUACACCCUCUACGCUAUUUGGAUUGUGUUCAUUGGUGUUUGCCGGGAGUGCCCGAUGUUUGGAACCACAUCCUUUAUUCUUACAUUAUGGAUUCUUGAGAAAUGUGUACCACAAAUUAGAUUACUAGGUUGCAAGAAAAAGGGUUGUAGAGUUACUUAACUUUUUUCUUUUUUUCUUUUGAGGUGGUUUAAUUUCAUAACUUUUUUUUGUAUCCAAUAUGUAAUUGAAAUUGUUUCAUCCUCUA